Molecule: messenger RNA, 973 nt
Organism: Pocillopora damicornis (cauliflower coral)
Lineage: Eukaryota; Metazoa; Cnidaria; Anthozoa; Scleractinia; Pocilloporidae
Product: cilia- and flagella-associated protein 46
Biological process (GO): axoneme assembly; cilium movement involved in cell motility
Source: RefSeq, a predicted model, not a curated record
AAGAGUUAAGUUGAUGAUUUUUGCCUCUCAGCUGAUAUGAAUCUAGUCAAUUUUGAAUAAAUAAUACAGAUGUUUCUAUUUUUGUUAUAUGUAGGUGAUGAUAACCCGUGUAAGGUAAUUAAUGAUGCCGUCACCAAAUACAAAAAUUUUACAGCGAAGUGGAAUGGUAUAACAGGAAGUGACCACCUUCCGAGUGUGGGUGAAUUUCAGCACUUUCUGUCCGAAAGCACUGGCUUUAUCUUCUACGGCACCGAAAGAUAUCUGGGUUGUCUGCCUCCUAAUAUGCUUGCACCCAUAAAUGUAACAGACUGUCUCUUGGUUCUUCUGCUGGACUUGGUUCAGACAAGCCAGAGUUUCCUCAGACAGGGAAAAGAUGAUGCCACUAAAGCUGUUGGUGAACUAUGGCUGGAGCGUCCACUGGAGACUGCUAUGUUGCUUUCUUUAGUAGGUGUGGCUGGAGUUGUGUCAAAUCAGUGGCACUGCCAGCUGUCUGACAAUAAACAAAAACUUGAUACCUACCUCAGUGGCAUGUUAGAAGCAAGUAAAACAGUUGGACAAGCCGUGAGAGGCUUGGCACAGUUUCCCAAACAACUCGAUGUUAUACCGGAAACUGACGCUGCAUCUGAUAGAGGCUCAAAAUCUGGGCGUCAUGUCGACAUAGAAGGGACUGGUGACGAGCAAACAGCUGUGGAAGAGGAAGAGACUGGCGGAAAAGAGGAAAGAAAUAAACCUUUAUCAUUCUCAAGACACUGGUUUAACACAGUGUUGUAUGGUGCACCUACACUUCUACUGAAUCCGCCCAAAGGGUUGUAGAAGUUGACUCAAACCCGACAUAGUUUGCUCCGGCAAAUUUUGUUUGUCAAUCCAGUGUGACUAAUAUACUUUUUUGCCACAAAAGUCGUUUUCAACGACUGAUAUAAGAUUAAGUAGACUGUCGUUUGUAAAAUAAGAGAGUCUUUAUUUAACAACAUAA